This is a messenger RNA of Dipodomys spectabilis (banner-tailed kangaroo rat), 1079 nucleotides long. RefSeq names its product PH domain containing endocytic trafficking adaptor 1 (gene Pheta1). The transcript has 5 exons. Bases 382 to 1053 code for a protein of 223 amino acids. NCBI's taxonomy places the organism in Eukaryota, Metazoa, Chordata, Mammalia, Rodentia, Heteromyidae. Gene Ontology annotation, biological process: receptor recycling; endosome organization; retrograde transport, endosome to Golgi. The record is from RefSeq and is a predicted model, not a curated record. Gene Ontology annotation, cellular component: recycling endosome; early endosome; trans-Golgi network.
CCCGCGGCCGCCGGGGACAAAGCGCCAGCGCCGCCGCCACCCAGCGGGCCCGGCCCAGCGGGGCCUGCGCCGCGAGUUUCCAUCCCUGGAUAUAAGGUGGGGGACAGAGCUGCGUGCCACAAGGCUGAGCCUCUCAGAGGUCACCGCUGCAUUCCUCCUUCGCUUGCCAGGCACUGUGAUUCAGACAGAAGACCCCAAGCAGCCAGAAAUUACCCAGAUGGAGAAACAGAGGCCCGGAGAGGCCGACGGUGUGCCCCGGAGCUCACAGCCUGCAGAGGACACAGCUGUCGUGUGAGACGGGCAGAGACUGGAGAGGUGCGGCGGUGAGGGGAGCGGGGCCCCCACCGACCCCGCGGCCCCGCGGCCCGGGCCGGGCGCAGCAUGAAGCUGGACGAGCGCAGCCUGGCCCGCUACGCCACCUGCGACGCGCCGGUGGACCGGGCCGGCUUCCUGCACAAGCGCGGCGGGCGGCACGCGGCCUUCCAGCGGCGCUGGUUCGUGCUGCGCGGGAACAUGCUCUUCUACUUCGAGGCGGCGGCCGAGGCGGCGCCGGCCCCCGAGCCGCUGGGCGUCAUCGUGCUCGAGGGCUGCACGGUGGAGCUGGCCGAGGCCGCGCACUUCGCCUUCGCCUUCGCCGUGCGCUUCGCGGGCGCGCGCGCGCGCUCCUACGUGCUCGCGGCCGACAGCCAGGGCGCGCUGGAGGGCUGGGUGAAGGCGCUGUCGCGCGCCAGCUUCGCCUACCUGCGCCUGGUGGUGCGCGAGCUGGAGCAGCAGCUGGCGGCCGCGCGUGCGGGCUGCGCCCCGCCCCCGGCCUUGCAGGCCCCGCCCCCGCCGCAGGCCCCGCCCCCGCCCAAGGCCGAGGGCCGCGCGGCCUGGAGCACCGAGGCCCCGGUGGUCCCGGAUCGCCGCGAUCGCCCGCCGCUGCCGCCCCGCCGUCGGGCCUCGGCCACCCCCGAGCCCCCCGCCGCGGCGCCGUUCGCGCGGCUGCACGAGUGGUACGGGCAGGAGGUGCGGGCGCUGCGCACCCAGUGGCGCAGCCGCGCGCAGCUCUGAGCGGCCGGCGGCCCGGCCUGGGCGGG